Neohortaea acidophila is the source of this 1627-nucleotide messenger RNA. RefSeq lists its product as uncharacterized. Gene Ontology annotation, biological process: positive regulation of cytoplasmic translation. The transcript has 4 exons. The record is from RefSeq and is a predicted model, not a curated record. NCBI's taxonomy places the organism in Eukaryota, Fungi, Ascomycota, Dothideomycetes, Mycosphaerellales, Teratosphaeriaceae. Gene Ontology annotation, cellular component: cytoplasm. Bases 195 to 1433 code for a protein of 412 amino acids. Gene Ontology annotation, molecular function: single-stranded RNA binding; mRNA binding; translation regulator activity.
GCGCGCAUUCGGCACCUCUUCGACUUCCUCCCCCUUCUCUUUCUCUAGCAGUGGACGCCGUGGCAGCUCGCCUCUUCUUCUUUCUCCUCCUUUUCCUCUAGCAGUGGACGACGUGGCACCUUGCCUCUAUUCCUUCUUCCUGCUUGAGCCCCUUGAACAACCUUCCAUCCGACCAACUAGCAAGAUCAAUCAUCAUGGGAAUUGACACCUGGGCCGCGGCCGAGAGCGGACCCGACGCCGAGCCGUGGAAGGCUGAUGAUGCUGCUGCCUCCGUUGGAGAGUGGCACGAUGGCGGAGAUGAGCCGGCUUUCUCUGGGGAGUUCGCGCAAGAGAAUGUGUCGAAGCAUGCGGGAGAGCGGCUGUGUUUCAAUUGUGGGCAGCCCGGCCAUGCGAAGAUUGAUUGCACCAAUCCUGCGGUGGAGCGGCCGUUUGACGGUUCUUGCCGCCAUUGUGAGCUUCCAGGCCAUAGAGCGAAGGAGUGCCCGCUCAAGCCCUGCUCAAAAUGCCAUGGAGAAGGCCACACGUCGGCUACCUGCAGCGUAAAUCGCGUCUUCCUCGACCUCGCGAGCCUUGGAAUCAAGGACCUCCCCAUCGAGGAAGCGUGGGAGAUGCUUGAGAAGGCCGACAAAGAGCGCGACGUCGACGAGAUCAAACAGUACAUUCUCAGCUACGCAAAGGCCUACCCGGACGUCACGCUCCAAGACCUGGAGAAAACCUUCCGAGACAACAAGAUGAACACGUACCUGAUCGCCACGGAGAAGGCUGUAUCGAAGACGCACAGCAUCGUCAACCUACAGGGCAAGGCUGAGCAGAAGUAUGUGGUGAGCGUUCAGUUCUCCGCGCAGCCGCGUCGCGCGAAAAUGGCGGAGAGCUGGCCCGAAUCUCCUGCUCAAAAUAUGGAGAGGCUGACGGAGGCUGGAUUCCCUCUUGACGGAAAGGUUGUGGUUUGCGACUCUUGCAAAGAGGUGGGCCACAUUCGCAAGUCUUGCCCGAAUGGCGGCGACUCCGCGGAGUCAACGGCGAAGGUGAUGUGUGUGCACUGCAACGAAGCCGGUCAUCGCGCGCGUGAUUGUAACAACCGGCCCAAGCGUGGAGGUGGUAUUGUUUGUCACAAUUGCUCUGAGAACCACAAAGCGAGCGAUUGCACCAAGUGCUCCAACUGUCUCGCCGAGGACCACCAGAGGGCUCAAUGUCCUCUUCCUAUCGACUGGUCGCGAGUCAAGUGCAAGAACUGCGGCGAGAAAGGUCACGGCGCGAAGCGUUGCCCGCAGCCCCCUGCUGAGGCGGACGAGAACACGGCUCCCGCUGGCGACAACGGAGGAAACUGGGGUGAGGGUGCAGCAGAAGGCCAGGGAGACAGCUGGGGCUCUGGUGGUCAGGCAGACAAUUGGGAGUCUGGUGCUGCCGACGCUUCAGCCAACUCCGGUUGGUAGAUGUCGUGUCUUGCUGACACACAUCAUCUUUGAGACGAUUCGAUUGAGGUGAAGGACAGGACAGGACAGGACGGGACAGGACAGGCUGGUGAUGCCCCAAGAUGGGUGAUGCCUUGCCGCAGAGCCAGAUAGCUCACGUAGCAAAUGAUGCAUUGAAAUUGGUCAAGCUUCCCAUAUCUCACUGGUCCAGCUCA